Penicillium riverlandense is the source of this 1335-nucleotide messenger RNA. RefSeq lists its product as uncharacterized. NCBI's taxonomy places the organism in Eukaryota, Fungi, Ascomycota, Eurotiomycetes, Eurotiales, Aspergillaceae. The coding region runs from base 1 to 1335 and encodes 444 amino acids. The transcript has a single exon. The record is from RefSeq and is a predicted model, not a curated record.
AUGCCCCCACAAGUCCUCGUCUCUGGGCCAGAAUUGCGAAUCCGCCUCGAAGGCGGCAAGGAGUCGUACAGCCCCGGCGAUACUGUCAGUGGUUGCAUCUACCGGUCGAGACCGACCCCAAGCACUGGCACUGAACCCACAAUAUCUCUGCAUGGUCAAUCCAAGUCGGAGGUGACCCAAAGUGCAGGUUAUACAAGAAAACACUUCGUCAGCUGUUGCAGAUUCUUUGAUACACGCCGGACCACCCAAAGUCUGUACCCUGGCCAGCCUUUGGAUAUUCAGUCUGACAGCAGCGGAGCCUCAUGGCCUUUUGCUAUCACCAUACCCGAAUACAUGGAUCCGAAAGCUAUUGCUGCUUCAGAUAUUAAGCAAAAACAGAGUUUUCUGCCACUGAGCCCUGAUACGGUUGCUGCACAGGCAACCCCGUCGAGUUUCCAUGAGCCGUCGAAAGGCAACAAAGCGAUAGAAGGCUUUGUCGAGUACUAUCUUCAAGCAAAGUUUCAAUUCGUUACCCAACGUAAAACUUUCUUCUCAAGGCAGUACAAAACCGAAUCCCACGAGGCCAUCAUGCCGCUGCGCGUCGAACAUUUCUCUACAGGACCUCCGAUGACGGACUUUCCGCUGAAGAGAUACACGACCUCCAAGCGGAUUUCCUCCCAGCGGCUCAUUCCCGGCAUGGAAGACAAUAGGCUUUCUUUGUCUCAAAAAGCCCAACGGUUUCUUGGAUCGUCUAAAAUACCCCGGCUCAUGUUCGAAAUCCAUUUCGAUGUCCCGACUGUUUUGCAGCUAGACAACGACAACCCCGUCCCUUUGAACAUUUGUCUUGAGCCUAUCUGGAAGAGUACAAGCGAUAUCGUCCGCGAAGCACCUCCGAACUUCACAGUCGAGUACCUAGUCGUACGCAUUAAACCUACCACAGAACUUCCGAUGAGGACACAGACAUUCACAGUCGUCCGGAAACCCAUGGACGUCAUCACCGAGGAUAGGGUGGCUUCACUUGAUACAAAAAUCCAAUUAUCCCUUGUGGCAGAAGAUACGGGCAAGAACCCCGAAACUGUGGACAUCGGGAAGCUUGUGAACUUCAAUUGGAGCCGUGCAGCAAUCAGAAAAAUAUCUACAGGGCCUAAUGGGAGAAAAUUAUAUCCUAGCUUCAUCACGUACAAUAUAGCGCAUCGGCAUUGGUUGUCAUGGGAGUUACACGGAGUGGUGGCAGGAGAGAAGGUCAAACUUGACGGCACGCACACAGUCAAAUUGCUUCCACCCUCGUCUUCGAAACAAAGUACGUCUACGCAACUCGAUGAGGCGCCUCCGCCUUACGAGAAAGGGGAUAAUUGA